CGUUCUCAUCCUCGACGGCGGCUCCGAGUCCGGCCCCUUCCUUCCCGCGCUCCCUCGCCCACCCUCCAGGCCCCUCAUGAGGGUGACCGUACCGGGUCCGGCGGCGCCCGCCGCCCCCGCGAACGCCCGCGAGCCCUCGACGCCCGGCGGCAGCGCAGCCGUCGAGGCCGCUUCAGGGGCCGCGGUGCCGGGCUCGGUGCAGUUGGCGCUGAGCGUCCUGCACGCCCUGCUCUACGCCGCGCUCUUUGCCUUUGCCUACCUGCAGCUGUGGCGCCUGCUGCUCUACCGCGAGCGGCGGCUGAGUUACCAGAGCCUCUGCCUCUUCCUCUGCCUGCUGUGGGCAGCGCUCCGGACCACCCUGUUCUCCGCCGCCUUCUCGCUCAGCGGCUCCCUGCCCCUGCUCCGGCCGCCCGCUCACCUGCACUUCUUCCCCCACUGGCUGCUCUACUGCUUCCCCUCCUGUCUCCAGUUCUGCACGCUCUGUCUGCUCAACCUGUACCUGGCGGAGGUUGUAUGUAAAGUCAGAUGUGCCACCGAACUUGACAGACACAAAAUUCUACUGCAUUUGGGCUUUAUAUUGGCAAACCUUCUCUUUUUAGUGGUGAACUUGACUUGUGCGAUGCUAGUCCAUGGAGAUGUCCCAGAAAAUCAAUUGAAAUGGACUGUGUUUGUUCGAGCAUUAAUUAAUGAUAGCUUGUUUAUUAUUUGUGCCAUCUCUUUAGUUAGUUACAUAUGCAAAAUUACAAAAAUGUCAUCAGCAAAUGUCUACCUCGAAUCCAAGGGCAUGUCUCUGUGCCAGACUGUGGUCGUGGGCUCUGUUGUCAUCCUUCUCUACUGUUCCAGAGCUUGUUAUAAUUUGGUGGUGAUCGCCAUAUCUCAGGACACAUUAGAAAGUCCAUUUAAUUAUGGUUGGGAUAAUCUGUCAGACAAGGCCCACGUAGAAGACGUAAGUGGAGAAGAGUACAUAGUGUUUGGAAUGGUCCUCUUUCUGUGGGAACAUGUGCCAGCCUGGUCAGUGGUCCUCUUUUUCCGGGCACAGAGACUAAACCAGAAUUUGGCACCUGAUGGCAUGAUAAACAGUCACAGUUACAGUUCCAGAGCUUACUUCUUUGACAAUCCACGACGCUACGAUAGCGAUGAUGACUUGCCAAGACUGGGAAGUUCAAGAGAAGGAAGUUUAUCAAAUCCACAAAGCUUGGGCUGGUAUGGCACCAUGACGGGGUGCGGCGGCAGCAGUUACACAGUCACCCCCCACCUGAAUGGACCGAUGACAGACACUGCUCCUUUGCUCUUUACUUGUAGUAAUUUGGAUAUGAACAACCACCAUAGCUUAUAUGUAACACCACAAAACUGACAGCGUUAUCAAAUUGUGAUUCUUGAAUUGUUUUUCAUAAAUGUGUAUAUGCAACAUGUUCCAAUGCCAUCUACAUAAGCAUUCCACUAUCUGUUGCAAAUGACAACAACAUCUGGACAUGUGGCUGGGUCUGGUGGAGAAUACAACUAUGACUGUUGGUCGCUGCACAGUAACACGAAGCAAGACGGAAAGGCCGGGAGUAAUGAGAGUAGAUCUGAAGGCGCUUGAUGGCCUCCCAGCAUGUUUCCGUGGGGGCAUCAAGUGCAGACUGCGAAUUUGCACUUUUACCUUUGUUUUCAAAGAGUACACUGCAGUCCCCGAAGUCAUACUCCAGCGUUCACCCUGGAACAUUACUGUA
Messenger RNA from Ochotona princeps (American pika), 1712 nucleotides. It is a transcript of the gene GPR137C, whose product is annotated as G protein-coupled receptor 137C. The coding region runs from base 77 to 1354 and encodes 425 amino acids. Gene Ontology annotation, biological process: positive regulation of TORC1 signaling. The record is from RefSeq and is a predicted model, not a curated record. The transcript is spliced from 7 exons. Gene Ontology annotation, cellular component: lysosomal membrane. NCBI's taxonomy places the organism in Eukaryota, Metazoa, Chordata, Mammalia, Lagomorpha, Ochotonidae.